Messenger RNA from Rubroshorea leprosula, 1908 nucleotides. NCBI's taxonomy places the organism in Eukaryota, Viridiplantae, Streptophyta, Magnoliopsida, Malvales, Dipterocarpaceae. The record is from the annotation of a GenBank genome assembly.
CUUCCUCUCUCAUUUUUCUGCUCACAUUCCAAAGAUUUUCUUGCAGAGGGUUUAUUUCAUUUCAUUGAUUUUUUUAUUCAAUCCUAAAUCUGAACUGAACCCAUCUUCCCAACUUUCCAUCUGGGUUCUGUUCUUCAUGACUGUUUCUGUUUUCCUGUCAAAGAUGAUGGAGCUUUGAUGCUUUAAUUGGAGUUGGACGACUGGAUUCCUCAAUGGAAAAACGUAAAUGGUCGUGGAAGAGAAGGUCCUCUGAGAGGAGCCCUGGUGAAACUGGUGAAACUGUUGAAACCGAUAGUUCUGGAUCGGUAUCUUCACAUUCUGAGAGAUAUUCUGAUGAUCAGGAGGCUUUCAAGACAUCUCCUAAUAAUAACAUUCAAUCUCCUGAAGUCUCCUCAAUGGCUUCAGCAAACUGUGAAGAUGUUAAUGGUAGUGUUAAGAGCCUGACGGAGAAAUUAUCAGCUGCUUUGGUAAAUAUCAGUGCCAAAGAAGACUUGGUGAAGCAACAUGCCAAAGUUGCUGAAGAAGCUAUUGCAGGUUGGGAAAAGGCUGAAAAUGAGGUGGAGGUAUUAAAAAAAAAACUUGAUGCUGCAACCCAGAAAAACUCAGCACUAGAAGAUCGGGUGAGUCAUCUUGAUGGAGCUCUGAAGGAAUGUGUCAGACAACUAAGACAAGCAAGAGAGGAGCAGGAGCAGAAGAUCCGUGAUGCUAUCACAAAAACAACACGCGAAUGGGAAACUACCAGGUUUGAACUUGAAAGCAAACUUCUUGAGCUCCAGGACAAAGCUGAAUCUGUUAAGUCUGAGCCUCCAAGUCACUCUGGUCCUGAUGCCUGCGAUAAGAUUGAAGCUUUAGAGAGAGAAAAUUCAGCCCUCAAGAUUGAGCUCCUAUCUCAAUUGGAGGAGUUAGAAAUUAGAACAAUUGAAAGGGACUUGAGCAACCAGGCAGCUGAAACAGCUAGUAAACAACAUUUGGAGAGCAUAAAGAAGAUGGCAAGGCUUGAGGUAGAGUGUCGAAGACUUAAAGCAAUAGCUUCUAGAUCUUCUGUUAAUGAGCAUAGAACCACUUCUGCCUCCUCAAUAUACGUUGGAUCUCUAAUGGAUAGUCAAUCAGACAGCAGAGAACAACUUAAGGCAGUGGAUAUUGGUACCCACAAAAUGAGUUGCUCAGAUUCCUGGGCAUCAGCCCUAAUUGCUGAACUGGAUCAAUUUAAAAAGGAAAAGGUCAAUGAUAGAAGUCUCCCUGCCUCUUCUAUUGAGAUCACUCUGAUGGAUGAUUUUCUUGAGAUGGAGCGACUUGCUGCACUCCAUGAGACCAAGAGUGAAAAUCAAUGUGUUGAAUCAGAAACUAUUUCCAGACAGUCUGAUGAUGUUGAGAGCUCAUUGAGAGCUGAGCUUGAAGCCAUGGUUCGUCUCACAGCUGAACUUGAAGUGAAGUUGGAGAAUAUGGGAAGGGAGAAUGUUGAACUACAAGAGAAGUUAGAGAGGAUGGAAAUGGACAAGGUUGAACUAGAGAUUGCUCUAACCAAAAGUCAGGAAAGUAUUGAUGCAUCAGAAAUACAGUUAAGAGAGACUCAGAUGAAGUUGGAAGAGUUGCAAAAGGAGCUGAGUAUGGCAAAUGAAUCAAAGCAGCUUCUUGAGUCCCAACUUAUUGGCAUGGAAGUGGAGACUCAGACAAUGUCUGAAAAGAUUUACAUGUUAGAAACUGAAGUUGAAAGGGAAAGGGAUUUGGCAGGUGAAUCAAAGCAGCUUCUUGAGUCUCAACUUGAGAUGAGUAGGUUCAGUCAGGGCUAGGACGGUCCUUUAGGUACACCUAGCUUAAUCUGCAACCUGCCUUAGGAGCAGCUUCCACUGAGUUUGGAAACGAGGAGAGGUGGUAUCAAAUUACGAGAUAUAAAUUAGGUUAAAUUCU